CUCUCUCUCUGUGUGUGUGUGUGUGUGUGUGUGUGUGUGUGUGUGUGUGUGUGUGUGUGUGUGUGUGUGUGUGUGUGAUUCGCUGCAUCUGAAUCUACUCCCACAAUUCAACAGGCAACAAAGGAAGAAAGGAAGAGGCCGUAAGCUACAAAGUGUUAGCCCAACCUAGAAAGAAAGAUGUCACCUUAUUGUGUCAUCCUAGACGGCAGUGUAAACCCGCACGUUUAGAGAAGAGCCCAAAUCCGGCCACAUAAACGCUUUGUACCUUCGUCUGUGUGCAGAAGGUGACGAAAGGCAAGCUGACGGUGAUGUUUUCGACUGCAAACGUUAACAAAGCUAGCUGAUUGGCUUUUAGGUAGUAAGCUAACAUUAGUGAAGCUAACAUUAGCCAACAGUCGUCAAGGAGCGAACCCUUUUUAUGAACGCGUUGUACAGGACAAAUGUCAACACCUCGGGGUUGUUUUGCCUACUAAGACCAACAGAAGUGACCGGCAUCAAAUGAAAGGUAGUGGAAGUGGAACUUGACCCAUCCAACUGAGUCACCAUUUUCCUGCACAUAAUGGGUUUGAUGGGUCCACUGUAUGCAUGACUUGUUUCGUGUGGCCUGAUGGGAGGACACUGUGGAUAGUACUUUCAUCGGGAUACCAGGAGAGCCAUCCCAUGCCCCCAAUUUGGCGGGCCUGUCAGAAUGAAGAAGAUAAGCCUUAAGACCAUCCGCAAGUCCCUCAGCAUAAAGGGCAAAGAGGAGGGUGACUUUGUCAUGCUCCAGCAGCCCUCAGUGACUACAGAGUUUUCUAAGGAAGAGUCACUUUUUGGGGGCUGCUACACCAAAGAGCUUUCUGGCUGUGACCUUGGUGGUGAAGAGGACAAAGGGGGCCAGAAUAAGGGCCGCUCAAAGAGUGAGGGCCUGAUGGGAUCACUAAAGAGGAGGCUGUCUGCCAAGCAGAAGGCGAAAGUGAAAGGCAGCUCCUCUGCUAUAGGCUCAGUUGAUGACGAUGACACCUUCUCCUCUUCGUCUGUGCCCAUCAGCUUCAACGAGGUGAAAGCCCAGAGACCCCUUAGAUCCGCGUCCCUACGGAGUCACCACUACAGCCCCUCACCGUGGCCUCUGCGCUCAGUCAACUCUGAUGAGGCCUGCAUCAAGAUGGAGGUAAAAGUUAAAGCCAUGGUUCACUCUCCCAGCCCAAGUCCCAACUUAAAUGGUGUCCGGAAAGAAUUUCAUGAUUUCCAGAUGGAAGGGCUCUUUCAGGACCAAGCAGAAUCCUUAAAGAAUCUCCAGCAGCCGCAAAAUGGUGAGCUGCAUCUAAAUAUUGAUGAAAAUGACGUGCCUGUGGUGCUGGGGUUAACUCCCCAGGACUACAUCCAGUACACAAUGCCUUUAGAUGAGGGAAUGUACCCGGAAGGGUCCCACUCCUUCUGCCUGGACAGCUCCUCUCCUAUGGAGGUGGGGACUGAAGCGGACAAUGGGUCCCUCCACACAGAACAGGGACAGGAGGAACAUGAACUGGUUAGUGGGAUGCCUCCGGAUCUCUUCAUGGAAACCUCAGUUAAUAGUCUUCUCAUCGGUUCUGCUGGUGUGAUGCUCCAAAGCUCUAGAGUAGAGGUCCCACCUCCCCUCUCUCCACUCCUGCCACCCAUAACAAGUAAUGGACAUAUUUCCAGGACAUUUUCAGGGUUCAGCUCUUCAGACAGCCAGGUAGCUGAGAGGGUAAGACACCACCUCAACUUUGACCCAAACUCAGCUCCUGGGGUCAGUCGGGUUUACGACUCGGUCCAGAGCAGCGGGCCCAUGGUCGUCACCAGUCUGACAGAGGAGCUGAAGAAGCUGGCGAGGCAGGGCUGGUACUGGGGUCCCAUCACACGCUGGGAGGCGGAGGAAAAACUGGUCAACUUGGCCGACGGCUCAUUCCUGGUCAGAGACAGUUCGGACGACAGGUACCUGCUCAGCCUGAGUUUCAGGUCACAGGGCAAAACCCUCCACACCCGCAUCGAACACUCCAAUGGACGCUUCAGCUUCUAUGAGCAGCCUGAUGUGGAGGGACACACGUCCAUUGUCGACUUAAUCGAACACUCUAUCAAAGACUCAGAGAAUGGAGCUUUUUGCUAUUCCAGGUCUCGCUUACCAGGGUCUGCAACCUACCCUGUCAGACUAACCAACCCAGUAUCUCGGUUUAUGCAAGUGCGCUCCCUGCAGUACCUUUGUCGCUUCGUCAUUAGACAAUAUACAAGGAUAGACCUGAUCCAGAAACUGCCCUUACCUAACAAGAUGAAAGAUUAUCUGCAGGAGAAGCACUACUGAGGACACAGAGACAGGACAGUGGUAGCAAUUUGCACUUUUGUGUUCAGUUAAGAGAUUUAAACAAGGUUUACAGACAACCACAGUUUUGAGAUGAUUGGUUUUGGUGGCUCUUGAUUUGUGUCCAGGUGACUCUGUCACUGUUAAGUCCUCCAUUCCACUGUUCUGGGUUUUUUUUCACUGGUCUUAGGAGGCUCCACUUCCCGAAACACAGGCCAGCACAUAAUCUACUUCAAAAAAAUAAACAACAAAAAUUAAAAAAAGAACAGGGGUAUACAGCCUAGUUAUCUUAGUUGCAUACAUUGAGUGCAGAUGUUUGAUGCGCAUUGAUGUAUGGUGAAGUGUAACAUCCAGCUGUGCAAGUAAAGCAGAUUUUCAUAAAUUUGCCAUCUGGGUUUAAGAAAAAUAGAAUUCCACUCUGAAUUUGAAAGUUCAUUGAAUUGUUAUCCACUAAAUUGUACAUUUCAAAGGACGGAAAAGUACUGUUAUAAUGAAGUUUUUAAAUCAAAUUUUAAGCUUUCUGCUGACUGACCAAUUUUGAUCAUCUUUUGCAUUUUAUUACUCGUAAGACUGUGCAAUGUUAUCCUUUUUCGGCAUGAUCAGACUGCAAAUGAGAACAUCAUUCUGCAUUUACACUAUGCAAUUAGUCCAAUAGCAAGGCUUUAUCGUAUGUCAAGGGAUGAUGGGCAUUGCUAAUUUACAAACCUAACUACUUUAUUCAGUGGAUGGUGUUUCUUUCUCUAGUAUUUGACUCUAUUAUGGCAUGGUACUAGCUGACAUACUACAGACACAUUUGUGUUCCAGUAUGCUUAGACUGGUGCAGGCUUUAUUUAUGAGUUUGUCAUGUUUGUACACUAGUACAUGGAAAUCCCUUUCAAAGUCACAAGGAUUUUCCAGGUGUACAACAUGAACAAUAUUUUGUUGCAAAAGAUGCCCAAAAUUUGCCAGUCUGUGAGAGGGUUUAAACAGUUAGGUCAGAAAAGUAGCCUUAAAUUGUAUGGCUGCAUGUAGCCAUUAUAUAAUGUGCAAGCCUGAAGGUACUGACGAUGCUGGAUCUUAAUGUGCUGUUUUUGUAGAAACAGCAUCAAGUUGAUGUAUUAACCUUUUUAGAAAUAUGUUAAGUAAAAUUUUUCUGCAUUAGGAAUGUUACAAAAACUGCACCGCAGCUCAGGCCUAACAACUUUGUCACUAUCUGUAAUGCUUGUAUCUGCAUGUAGUAAAGGCUUUAAGACUGUCAAUUAAUGGCACUGUAGAGUUCCUCUAAAUGAGAGAAGAUGUCACGGUAAAAGGGUGGAAGUUUUUCGGCUGUGUGGUUUAACGGCAACUCUGUUUAAUGCACAAUUGCAUUUACCGUAGGCAGUUCAGAAGUAAAGAAAAUUGCCCUGGAUUGACCUACAACUGAAAAACAGACCUCUAGUCAAUUGAUUUGAAUCUGUAUGUAGCGAUGGCCGUUUCUUAGUCUCUUAACGCCAGCAAUGAGCUGGACCCAGAUCAAAGGAAUCCCAGAAAUGGUGUGAGCUUAGGUAAAAAGGACUUGGUAAAGCCAGGGUUAAGUCCUCCUCGCCAUCUUGGAGUGAUGCCAGGGUUUCAGCAUAUGAAAAAAAAGUUCCAUCAUGGCUGCAUCAUUAAUGUCAUAUGGGUUUCAAGGACGUUUAAAAAAAAAAAGAAAAGAAGGAAAAAAAAAAGCAUACAUUUUUUGCCAUUGCUUAUUCACAUUGUCCCCACAGAGCUGCACUACCCCACAGAUUGUCUCUACUUGGCUGUUCGUGCCAGAGUAAAGGGAAGAGCACACAGUAUGCUACGCAAGUGCUUUAUAUGGAUACUUUGACAGGGAAUUGUGUUUUCACAUUAUGAAUGAGCAUCUUUUUUGACAUCAGUGUCCUUAAAAGUAUUUGAAAAAUGGUCUCACGGACAACUUUGGUAGGUCGUUAGGGCAUAGUUCUAGUUUUAGUUAGCUGGAAGUGUUGGUGUCUGAGGAAGUUACCAUGAGUCUAGCACAGCAGAAAUUAGAUAGGAACUUUGGAUGGUGUUGCAUGUUUAAAGACUUAGCAUUUUAAAGCUUUGAGUUGUAUAAGAAUGAAGGAUCUAGGUUGUGUGUUUGGCUGUGUAGAGAGAUGUUUUUUUUUUUUUUUUCUGUCACAAACAUUGGCUGGAAAUCUGUGUACAAGAAAUGUAUUUUUCUUUUUAGAAUCCUUUUAUGAGUUUUUUUUUUGUGACAUUUGACAUCUGGGGAAUGGGGCUGUACAAAAGGAAUGUACGCUUGUUUGAGGUUUCCAUUUUAUCUGCCUGCAGACCAGUUUCAGAAAGCAUGAGAAUCAUAAAAACUACAUUGACACAUUUUUGCACUUGAAUAUUCUCCAUUGACGUGCUUGGAUCCUCUCCUGCCUAGAGUUGUCCUUCAGAUGGUGUUUUUUUAAACAGAAAUAUAGUCACACAUUUGUCCUUCUGUGUUCAUAUAACUGUUUAGAUUAAAUUGAGAUUGUUUUGUUUAUCAUGUCAUAUUCGUGGGAUAUAAAGGGUAAGGCACCAGCAUCAUAUCAAAGCCUCUGCUAAUGCUCACGGGCUGUCAAGGAAUGGGAUCAUGGCAAGAAUGUGGAUGUAAAUUAGAUUUUACUUUUUGGGUGUGUGUAUGUGUUACAGUCGAAAUGUGAAAGUAAAAUGCUAGUCUUUUUUUUUUUUUUUUUUUUCAAUACAUUGUUCCUUUAAUUGUAUUUCCAUUUUAAUUUGCAAUUUUGUCAUCAAACUUUGACGAGCAGAAACCAGUUUCAUAUUGUGUUGCUGCUGUGAGUUUUCUAAAUACGUAUUCAGUUUAUUAUUAAGCAUUAUUGCCUUCGAUGUUUGAUUCCAGAGGUUGAUGCUUGUUCAGACUGCUGAAGCAUUUUGAAUUUAUAACAGCUGUUUAGCACUUAACAAGCUCCAACGUGUUUUUUUUUGUACAUCUCGGUGAGUGAAGGUGAUUGUUUACAACAUUAUGUUUGGAAAUGCCUCCCCCUCCUCCCUUCUCCCCCAUUUUUUUGUUUAACCUCUCUCACAUGAACAUCUUGGUACAAUUUUGAAAACUAUUUCAUUUUAAUGUGUUAUACACAUUUGUGCUGCUUAUGGAUAUGAUUGCCUUUCUUGUAUUUAACAAUGGGGAAAUAGAAUGUCACCAAUGUAGAUGUAUGUACACAUAAUGACUUUGGUUAUCAUCUUGGGAGAGCAAAGCAGAUUUGCAAUUUGUUAACAACUGUAGUCAGUUAAAAGAGCAUUAGUAGCGAUUAGUAAAACCCUCUGUAGAAUUACCAGUUCACUCCAGUUUACAUUGGUUGUCAACUGUCAACUUUCCAAAGUAGAUGGUCUUUUUGUAUUUUUCUUUUGGAAAAAAUCAACAGUGAUUUUAUUGCACACUUUGGAUACAGUUCAAGAGUUUUUUGUAUCUGCCAAUUAUAAAUUAUAAAUAAAAAAAAAACUAUAUUCUAAAAAA
Molecule: messenger RNA, 5759 nt
Organism: Dicentrarchus labrax (European seabass)
Lineage: Eukaryota; Metazoa; Chordata; Actinopteri; Moronidae
Gene: socs6a
Product: suppressor of cytokine signaling 6
Exons: 3
Coding region: 689-2299 (536 amino acids)
Biological process (GO): regulation of growth; phosphatidylinositol phosphate biosynthetic process; intracellular signal transduction
Cellular component (GO): phosphatidylinositol 3-kinase complex
Molecular function (GO): 1-phosphatidylinositol-3-kinase regulator activity
Source: RefSeq, a predicted model, not a curated record